Messenger RNA from Galendromus occidentalis (western predatory mite), 1550 nucleotides. RefSeq names its product 4F2 cell-surface antigen heavy chain. The record is from RefSeq and is a predicted model, not a curated record. Lineage: Eukaryota; Metazoa; Arthropoda; Arachnida; Mesostigmata; Phytoseiidae. Bases 75 to 1481 code for a protein of 468 amino acids. Gene Ontology annotation, molecular function: aromatic amino acid transmembrane transporter activity; L-leucine transmembrane transporter activity; L-alanine transmembrane transporter activity. The transcript has 4 exons. Gene Ontology annotation, cellular component: apical plasma membrane; basolateral plasma membrane. Gene Ontology annotation, biological process: phenylalanine transport; L-alanine import across plasma membrane; L-leucine import across plasma membrane.
UCCGCUCAGUGUGCGCUUGUCGAAAGACUCUGUUUAGUUCUAGUCUGUUGAUCCGGGGAGCUUUCGCCAACUCGAUGUCGGAAGGUGUGAGCAAAUUCUCCGCUGAGAAUGGCGAGGCCAAAGUGGACAUCGGAGACUCUGGCGAUUGCCUCGUGGGACUCUCGAAGGCCGAAGUUAUGAAAUAUGCGACGAACCCCACUUGGAUUAUGCUGAGGAGAACCCUUUUCUUCUUGUUCUGGGCGAUCUGGGUUGCUAUGUUGGUCGGAGCAAUCUUCAUUAUUAUAGUGACGCCCCGGUGUCAGAAAGGAUUGGACCCCAAGUGGUUUGAGAAAUCACCCAUCUACACGAUUCGAGUCGACUCUUUCGCUGAUUCGGACGGCGAUGGCGCGGGUGACUUGGCCGGGUUAACAGAUAAGCUCGAUUACAUCAAACAUGAAAUCUCUAUUAACGCCAUCGCUCUCGAAGGUCUCUUGGAGAAGAGCGACCUCCACGCCAUCCAGGGUCGUCAGGGCUCUGAGAACGACUUCAAGAACCUCGCCUCACAAAUCAAAGUGAUCUUGAAGCUGCCGCUCGUUCCCGAGGUUGAUCUGGAGAAGCUACGGAAAUGGGCGGAACUUGGCGCGGCCGGCUUCAUCCUGGAAGAGUUCGACGACAUGAGCUCGCAGUAUUACGAAGCUAUGCCCCGAUGGAGGCAAACGAUUUUCAACACUUCCGAUUCUCCGGACUCAAAGCUGCUCGCCCUAUCGAGUUCACAGUUCAAUCAGCUCCGGGAAGAGCACUGCAAUCACGUGGACAUGAUUCUCAAUUACGACAUGAUAAGACUGCCACAGGCUUUCAUGAGCACGGAUCUCCACGCUGCUCUCGGAGAAACGCACACGUCGAAAUGUCGAACCAACUUCGUGCUGGGUAUGGCGAACGUUUCGCCGUUUGUGACCCGUUUCGAGCCGCGUUCUCUCAUGGAGGCUCUAUUGAUAUUCAACUUGCUUUCGGACUCGACACCGAUUGUCUAUUACGGCGAUGAGUACGGCAAGCGAGACACCAGCUCGGAGCCGAAAAGCAGGAACAUAGUCCCGAUGCCAGACCCGAGGACGGGGCUCAUGGACUGGAUCGAUCUCGCGCGCGUUCGAAUCGACUCGGCGCCGUCCAUCUACAAGGUAUUCACCGCGGCGGCGAAACUCCGGAAGCUCGAAGCAUCAAUUUAUCAAGGCUCGACGUCUCUGAGGGAAUCGGAUUCCGUUUUGUCGAUGUCAAGGGUGAAGAUCGGAUAUCCAGGCUUCGUCGUGGUUUCCAACUUCGCCACCGAGAAGAAAACGAUCAAUUUGCUAACAACGGUAUCCAGACUUAUACCCGAAAAUGGCAACGUGGCAAUGACUUCUACGAAUUCGAAGCAUCUCAAGGAUGAGAAGCUGAAGCUCAAUGAGCUCAGCAUAGAAGCUGGAGAGACCCUGGUGAUAGAAUUCGUGCCCGAGAAGGAGACGUGAGUGGUGGGAACAGUCCGUUCUCUGGAAAGGUGCGAUAGAUGAAAAAUAUAAAUCGGAAAUAGGGGAAAC